CGAAUAUGCAUUUUUUUAUACGCAACAGAAAUUCCUAUAAAGCAAGCGGCAUCAUCCAUAUUUCUAUUGAAUUUCCGUAUUUAUCAACACACAAUCGCACCUAUCCUUUUAAUUUUUUAAUAAUUAUUUUCAAAAUGAAGUUCACAUAUUGUUCGUCUACCGUCGCUGCUAUUGCUUUUUGGGCAACCUCUAAUGGAUAUAACCUCUGGAACAACAGCAAUAGACGCACACUUAAAGCACGCCAGUCUCAACCCGCAGGUUCAUUUAUCGACUUUACAGAUCGUGAAGCACUUGGAAAAUUCAACGUCGAAUGGUGUCCCCAAAACACCUACCAAACGCAAAACUCUGUGGUUUGGCGGCUGACCCCUGAGUGCGGCACGACAAUAGUAUUUCCGUGGGAUUUCCAAUACGGUAAAAUCGAAGGACGCAUCCGCGCUGCGCAUGGAAGUGGGGUUGUGUCUACUCCAGCCGACGAGCUGGAUUGGGAAUGGGUGGGCAGGGACACUUUGACAGCACAGUCCAUGUAUUUUCGCGUUGAUCCUGUACCACAAUAUCUAAACACCCCUGGUGACAUGGCUGCUGGGUUCCACAAUUAUGCCAUCGAGCUUAAUAAGGACAGUGUCAAGUGGUACAUUGACGACUGGCUGGUCCGCACUCUGCCCGUGUCGAUGGGCGUCCCCUUCCCAGUUGGUGCAAGUCGUCCUCGCAUGGGCGUUUGGGACGGCACACAAAACCAGCGGCUGGGCUGGCACUGGCCAUUCACAGCCGAAAUGCAGUGGUUUAAAUUUACGCCAUAUUGCUAAGCAUAUGGUGUUUGAUAUUUGAUUUCAGUUAUAUUUCUAAUUUGAUUAUUUGGUAUAUAAGUAAGAGACUCGCACAGUAGCAUGUGCUUGUCUUUUUCAAAGGGGAAACUAAAGACCAAAUAUUUG
This is a messenger RNA of Kickxella alabastrina, 929 nucleotides long. Its product is annotated as concanavalin A-like lectin/glucanase domain-containing protein. Gene Ontology annotation, molecular function: hydrolase activity, hydrolyzing O-glycosyl compounds. NCBI's taxonomy places the organism in Eukaryota, Fungi, Kickxellomycota, Kickxellomycetes, Kickxellales, Kickxellaceae. Gene Ontology annotation, biological process: carbohydrate metabolic process. The record is from RefSeq and is a predicted model, not a curated record. Bases 135 to 803 code for a protein of 222 amino acids. The transcript has 7 exons.